Molecule: messenger RNA, 1126 nt
Organism: Closterium sp. NIES-67
Lineage: Eukaryota; Viridiplantae; Streptophyta; Zygnematophyceae; Desmidiales; Closteriaceae
Source: the annotation of a GenBank genome assembly
ACACAAACUCAUUCAUCAUUGUCAGCUUGGACUUGCGACUUGUGCAUUACUCCUCGCUGAAGCUAUGGCGUCUGCUGCCAACGCGGUGGUGUCAGUUGUAGCUGUUCGUGGCAUAGACUUAAUCGUUCCCCGACGAUGCCAACGUAAUCAACGAAUCUCUCUUUCAAACCUGCGAGCCAACAACGUUGCAACUCUCGCUCUUCCAUCGCGUCGCUUCUCAAGCGGAGAUUCUGCGGAUUGGCCCAACUUCACUGGGAGAGCGAGGGGAAGCUCACGGAUUGCCGUGGCUGGGGUAGCGACGGGUCAAGGAGGCGCCGUUUCUGACGUGGAGAAGCUCAAAGACAACAUCCUGCGCCUCGUAGCGCCCUUGGAUCGGGGAAUAGCCGCGUCGCCGCAGCAAGCCAAGGAGGUUGAAGCUGCCGUGAGCCACCUCGAGCUCGCCGCCUCUCCGCUCGACUUCUCCCCGCCUCCGCCGCCAGAGGAGGACCACAUCGGCGGACUGGCAAGCAGGGCGCGCGCGGAGGGGAAGGCGGGGAAGAGCGAAAGGGACGCGGGCGCGGGCGUGGGGGGCGUGGGCGGGGGGGUGAGUCACGAUCUGGCUCUGCUGGACGGCACGUGGCGGCUGGUGUACAGCAGUGGGUUCGUUUCGGGCAGCCUUGGCGGACUCAGGCCUGGCCCGCCUGCCGGAGGGCCGGUUUCCAUUGGGCAGGUGACACAGCGUGUGGAUGUGACUGCAAAGGAGCUGGAUAAUAUAGUGGAGCUCAGGAUCAGUGCUCCCUGGCCCCUGCCAGCACUGGAGGCCACUGCCUCACUGCAGCACACGUUCAAACUCACAGGACCGUCAUCUAUCCGCAUUAUCUUUGAGAGCACAGCUGUGAGGCCUAAGGGCUCAUUCCCUCCGCCCUUCAGUGUUCCUCAGUUACCUGCUUUCCUCCGCCCACCGCCUGAGGUGCGCAGCGGGGAUUUCAGCACCACGUAUCUUGAUGGCGACUUCCGAGUCAGCAGAGGCGACAGGGGGGAAGUGAGGGUAUUUGUUCGAGCCUGAUGUGGUGUGAAAUGCUGUCAACAUUGUACCUAAUGCGGGUUUCUUUUUUAUUUAUGGAUUAGAGUGCAUAUGCUAUCAUCA